Messenger RNA from Salpingoeca rosetta, 1105 nucleotides. RefSeq lists its product as uncharacterized. Bases 121 to 921 code for a protein of 266 amino acids. The record is from RefSeq and is a predicted model, not a curated record. Lineage: Eukaryota; Choanoflagellata; Craspedida; Salpingoecidae. The transcript has a single exon.
UGAUGAAUGAACACGUCUCUCUCUUCAAACAACAAGACAGUAUCCAAGUGAGCGAGCGAGCGAGCUGGUGUUUUCUCCAAGACUUUUCUCACACCUUCCCUUGGCCCACGACUGCUGGCGAUGCAAGCGUGGGAGGCUGUGUUGCCCACGGCGCAGGAUGCGGCGGCACUGCGGGCGCUGAGGGCCGCCCACUUUGCCCAGACACCGCAGCAGCUGCGGGACCGCUUCUGCAUUGCGGUAACAGAUGCACUCUGCUGCCGUGGCAGCGACAGCGGCGGCAGCGGUAGGAGCAACGACGACGACCACCACCACGACACAGCCCAUGACGACGAUGGCACGCGGCAGCCCAUGAGCCAAGGCAACCACUGCGACAACGACAGCAGCAGGCAUCAACGCGAAGGCGGAAGGAAUGGCGGAGACGAAGGCGGUGAAGAGGACGAGGACGACCACGCGGACUCCUUGACCUUCUCCCAGGUGGAGCAAGCCAUGCUUGCAUAUGAGCGCACACAUGCAGCACCGCACAAAGGGCAGGCAGCCAGCCAGCGCAGGAGCCGACACCCAAGGGCAGCAGGCACAUCAAGGACACCCGCAUCUGCAUCCUCGCCAACACCAACACCACCAUCAACGGCAACAGCAACGGUGGCAGGAACAGUGACAACGUUGCGAGUGCUGCCAGCAGCACAACAACACUCUGCAGCGUCUCCGUCACGGACACGGACGCCAAGCAACGCCACGUUGCAUGCAGAGCACCAAAGAACCCCUGUACGGAGCAGCAGCAGCAGCAGCAGCCCGGCGGCAGUCUCCGCCGCCUUUCGGCCACCGACUUCGCUUGCCUCUCAGCCGGGCUGCAUGCCAACAGCAGACGCCACCACCCGCUUCUGUAUCCAGUAUCUCAAUGCAAUGUGGUCGUCAUCCACGUAGCUUUCCCUUGUGGUCGCUUGACCCCCUCCCUCCUCCCUGUCCACACCCGCCGCCGCUUGUGUCAUCACACUCUGCCCUGCUUCACUUCGUGCUUGACUCCGCGUUACUUUGCACCUGGCCUUGCCACAAGGCGGCGGCUCCUUCUAAUGAACCUUCUUCUCUGCCAAGCACAGCACGGCACAGC